Rhagoletis zephyria (snowberry fruit fly) is the source of this 510-nucleotide messenger RNA. RefSeq lists its product as uncharacterized. The record is from RefSeq and is a predicted model, not a curated record. NCBI's taxonomy places the organism in Eukaryota, Metazoa, Arthropoda, Insecta, Diptera, Tephritidae.
AUGACACAACACAUUUGCGAGCGUUUGUGCAUCAACACCGUGUCAAGUAAGCCUUCUGGUAGAAUUGUAGUCAGACUUCCCUUCAAGGACGACCCUUCAUAUUUGGGUGCCUCAUAUAAUACAGCUUUGAGGCGGUUUAUUGCGCAAGAAGGGCGGCUAACAAAAUCACCACAAUUGAGAUCACAGUAUGUGGAGUUCAUGAACGAAUAUGAAGGUUUGGGACAUAUGAGCGCUGUAGAGAACCCAAACCUCAGAAACCCGCAUUACUACAUCCCACUUCACUGCGUGCUUAAGCCCACAAGCACAACAACCAAGCUACGAGUCGUAUUUGACGCUUCCUGCCGCACAACAACGCAAAAAUCACUAAACGAACUUGAAAUGGUUGGACCAACAAUCCAGUGUGAUCUAAUACUUCUUCGUUUUAGAUUAUAUCGUUUUGUGCUUACUGCCGACAUUGUCAAGAUGUACCGGCAAGUACUAAUGCAUGAGGAAGAUAGAAAAUUUCAGUAG